Molecule: messenger RNA, 3891 nt
Organism: Chrysochloris asiatica (Cape golden mole)
Lineage: Eukaryota; Metazoa; Chordata; Mammalia; Afrosoricida; Chrysochloridae
Gene: SOS1
Product: son of sevenless homolog 1 (Drosophila)
Exons: 22
Coding region: 1-3891 (1296 amino acids)
Biological process (GO): Ras protein signal transduction; positive regulation of GTPase activity
Cellular component (GO): plasma membrane
Molecular function (GO): guanyl-nucleotide exchange factor activity; protein heterodimerization activity
Source: RefSeq, a predicted model, not a curated record
AUGCAGGCGCAGCAGCUGCCGUACGAGUUUUUCAGCGAGGAGAACGCGCCCAAGUGGCGGGGGCUGCUGGUGCCAGCGCUGAAAAAGGUUCAGGGUCAAGUUCAUCCUACACUUGAAUCUAAUGAUGAUGCUCUUCAAUAUGUUGAAGAAUUGAUUUUGCAAUUAUUGAAUAUGCUAUGCCAAGCUCAGCCCCGGAGUGUUUUAGAUGUAGAGGAACGUGUUCAAAAAAGUUUCCCUCAUCCAAUUGAUAAGUGGGCAAUAGCUGAUGCCCAAUCGGCUAUUGAAAAGAGGAAGCGAAGAAACCCUUUAUCUCUCCCAGUAGAAAAAAUUCAUCCUUUAUUAAAGGAGGUCCUAGGUUAUAAAAUUGAUCACCAAGUUUCUGUUUACAUAGUUGCAGUAUUAGAAUACAUUUCUGCAGACAUUUUAAAGCUGGUGGGAAAUUAUGUACGAAAUAUACGGCACUAUGAAAUUACAAAACAAGAUAUUAAAGUGGCAAUGUGUGCCGAUAAGGUAUUGAUGGAUAUGUUUCAUCAGGAUGUAGAAGAUAUAAAUAUACUGUCUUUAACUGAUGAAGAACCUUCCACUUCAGGAGAGCAGACUUACUAUGAUUUGGUGAAGGCAUUUAUGGCAGAAAUUCGUCAGUAUAUAAGGGAACUAAAUCUCAUUAUAAAAGUUUUUCGAGAGCCCUUUGUCUCCAAUUCAAAAUUAUUUUCAACUAAUGAUGUAGAAACUAUAUUUAGUCGUAUAGUAGAUAUACAUGAACUUAGUGUAAAGUUACUGGGCCAUAUAGAAGAUACUGUAGAAAUGACAGAUGAAGGCAGUCCCCAUCCAUUAGUAGGAAGCUGCUUUGAAGAUUUAGCAGAGUCAAUUGGCGAAGGUUUCAAAGAAGCUGUUCAGUAUGUUUUACCCAGGCUACUUCUAGCCCCUGUUUACCACUGUCUACAUUACUUUGAACUUUUGAAGCAGUUAGAAGAAAAGAGUGAAGAUCAAGAAGACAAGGAAUGUUUGAAACAAGCAAUAACAGCUUUGCUUAAUGUUCAGAGUGGUAUGGAAAAAAUAUGUUCUAAAAGUCUUGCAAAACGAAGACUGAGUGAAUCUGCAUGUCGAUUUUAUAGUCAACAAAUGAAGGGAAAACAAUUAGCAAUCAAGAAAAUGAACGAGAUUCAGAAGAAUAUUGAUGGCUGGGAGGGAAAAGACAUUGGACAGUGUUGCAAUGAGUUUAUAAUGGAAGGAACUCUUACACGUGUAGGAGCCAAACAUGAGAGACACAUAUUUCUCUUUGAUGGCUUAAUGAUUUGCUGUAAAUCAAAUCAUGGCCAACCAAGACUUCCUGGUGCUAGCAAUGCAGAAUAUCGUCUUAAAGAAAAGUUUUUUAUGCGAAAGGUACAAAUUAAUGAUAAAGAUGACACCAAUGAGUACAAGCACGCUUUUGAAAUAAUUUUAAAAGAUGAAAAUAGUGUUAUAUUUUCUGCCAAGUCAGCUGAAGAGAAAAACAAUUGGAUGGCAGCAUUGAUAUCUUUACAGUACCGGAGUACACUGGAAAGGAUGCUUGAUGUAACAAUGCUACAGGAAGAGAAGGAGGAGCAGAUGAGGCUUCCUAGUGCUGAUGUAUAUCGAUUUGCAGAGCCUGAUUCAGAAGAGAAUAUAAUAUUUGAAGAAAACAUGCAGCCCAAGGCUGGGAUUCCAAUUAUCAAAGCAGGAACUGUCAUUAAACUUAUAGAGAGGCUUACAUACCAUAUGUAUGCAGAUCCCAAUUUUGUUCGGACAUUUCUUACCACAUACAGAUCCUUUUGCAAACCUCAAGAACUACUGAGUCUUAUCAUAGAAAGGUUUGAAAUUCCAGAGCCUGAGCCAACAGAAGCGGAUCGCAUAGCUAUAGAGAAUGGAGACCAACCCCUUAGUGCAGAAUUAAAAAGGUUUAGAAAAGAAUAUAUUCAGCCUGUACAACUACGAGUAUUAAAUGUGUGUCGGCACUGGGUAGAGCACCACUUCUAUGAUUUUGAAAGAGAUGCAGAUCUCUUGCAACGAAUGGAAGAAUUUAUUGGAACAGUAAGAGGUAAAGCAAUGAAAAAAUGGGUUGAAUCCAUCACUAAGAUAAUCCAAAGGAAAAAAAUUGCAAGAGACAAUGGACCAGGCCAUAAUAUUACAUUUCAGAGUUCACCUCCUACUAUUGAGUGGCAUAUAAGUCGACCUGGGCACAUAGAGACUUUUGACCUGCUCACAUUGCACCCAAUAGAAAUUGCUCGACAACUCACUUUACUUGAAUCAGAUCUAUACAGAGCUGUACAGCCAUCAGAAUUAGUGGGAAGCGUGUGGACAAAAGAAGACAAAGAAAUUAAUUCUCCUAAUCUUCUGAAAAUGAUCCGGCACACCACGAACCUCACUCUAUGGUUUAUGAAAUGUAUUGUAGAAACUGAAAAUUUAGAAGAAAGAGUAGCGGUAGUGAGUCGAAUAAUUGAGAUUCUACAAGUCUUUCAAGAGCUGAACAACUUCAAUGGUGUCCUUGAGGUUGUUAGUGCUAUGAACUCAUCACCUGUCUACAGAUUAGACCACACAUUCGAGCAAGUACCAAGUCGCCAAAAAAAAAUAUUAGAAGAAGCCCACGAGCUGAGUGAAGAUCACUAUAAGAAAUAUUUGGCAAAACUCAGGUCUAUUAAUCCACCAUGUGUGCCUUUCUUUGGAAUUUAUUUAACUAAUAUCUUAAAAACGGAAGAAGGCAACCCUGAGGUCCUAAAAAGACAUGGAAAAGAACUUAUCAACUUUAGCAAAAGGAGGAAAGUAGCAGAAAUAACAGGAGAGAUCCAACAGUACCAAAAUCAGCCUUACUGUUUACGAGUCGAAUCAGAUAUCAAAAGGUUCUUUGAAAACUUGAAUCCAAUGGGAAAUAGCAUGGAUAAAGAAUUUGCAGAUUAUCUUUUCAACAAGUCCCUAGAAAUAGAACCACGAAACCCUAGGCCUCUCCCAAGAUUUCCAAAAAAGUACAGCUAUCCCCUAAAAUCACCUGGUGUCCGCCCAUCAAACCCAAGACCUGGUACCAUGAGACAUCCCACGCCUCUGCAGCAGGAGCCACGCAAGAUUAGUUAUAGUAGAAUCCCCGAAAGUGAAACUGAAAGUACAGCGUCUGCACCAAAUUCUCCAAGAACACCGCUAACACCUCCUCCUGCCUCUGGUGCUUCAAGUGCCACCGAUGUUUGCAGUGUGUUUGAUUCUGAUCAUUCGAGCCCUUUUCACUCAAGCAGCGAUACCGUCUUUACCCAAGUUACACUGCCCCAUGGCCCAAGGUCUGCUUCAGUAUCGUCUAUAAGUUUAACCAAGGGCACUGAUGAAGUGCCUGUCCCCCCUCCUGUUCCUCCACGGAGACGGCCAGAAUCUGCCCCAGCGGAAUCUUCGCCAUCUAAGAUGAUGUCUAAGCAUUUGGACAAUCCUCCAGCGAUUCCUCCUAGGCAACCCACAUCAAAAGUCUAUUCACCACGAUACUCAGUAUCAGACCGGACCUCUAUAUCAGACCCUCCUAAAAGCCCUCCCGUAUUACCACCACGAGAACCUGUGAGGACACCUGAUGUUUUCUCAAGCUCACCAUUACAUCUCCAACCUCCCCCUUUGGGCAAAAAAAAUGACCACGGUAAUGCGUUCUUCCCAAACAGCCCUUCCCCCUUUACACCACCUCCUCCUCAAACACCUUCUCCUCACGGCACAAGAAGGCACCCGCCGUCACCACCACUGAUACAAGAAGUGGACCUUCAUUCCAUUGCUGGGCCGCCUGUUCCUCCACGACAAAGCACUUCUCAACAUAUCCCUAAACUCCCUCCAAAAACUUACAAAAGGGAGCACACACACCCAUCCAUGCACAGAGACGGACCACCACUGCUGGAGAAUGCUCAUUCCUCCUGA